This is a messenger RNA of Penicillium odoratum, 1155 nucleotides long. RefSeq names its product class I SAM-dependent methyltransferase. Gene Ontology annotation, molecular function: methyltransferase activity. Bases 1 to 1155 code for a protein of 384 amino acids. The transcript has 2 exons. The record is from RefSeq and is a predicted model, not a curated record. NCBI's taxonomy places the organism in Eukaryota, Fungi, Ascomycota, Eurotiomycetes, Eurotiales, Aspergillaceae.
AUGGCCCACAUCCUUGUAACGGCGAUUUCUUUUAAAUCCAUCACAACCCUGACGAUCCGCAAUCCGUCACACUUGCCAUCUGGCUCCACCCCAACGGUCGUCACAAUCACCGGUCUACCACGGUUCAGUCUCAUCAUGGAGAAAAAGAUUACUGUCGAUGUGGAUCCGGAUUUGCAUUUAAUGACAGAUGAAUACAAUGCUGAUGAUUGGACUUCCGAGACCACUUCUAUUGGCUCCUCUCUAUAUAGAGGCCUGAUGUCGAAUGGCCGCAGAUACCAGUCCCUGAAGUCUGACGAAUAUUGCUUCCCUGCCGAUGAAAAGCAAUUUGAAACCUACGAUGCUGCGCAUCUCGCAGCUCUACUCGUGGAUUCCGAAGAGGACAAUCUCCUAUUUCAGUCCCCGAUAAUCCCUAGAAACGUCCUUGAUAUCGGAACUGGAAAGGGUUCCUGGGCAAUUGACGUUGCCGACAUGUUUCCCAAUGCACAGGUCCGUGGUGUGGACCUUUUUCCACCGCCAGUUAGCUGGGUGCCCCCUAACUGUGUUCUCGAGGUGGACGACGUUUUACAAGAGUGGACCUGGCGUGAUAAAUUUGAUUUAAUUCAUCUCCGCAUUAUGGCCAGUGCUUUUACUCCUGAAGAGAUGGAGAAGUUGAUGGCGCAAAUCUACGACCACCUAGAGCCCGGUGGAUGGAUUGAGCAGAUGGAAAUCCAUCCAACAAUCUAUUGUGAUGAUAAUAGCGUUGCGCCUGAUAAUGUCUUGUUUGAUAUUGGUCCGAGGUGCGACGCUGCCGCUAAUAACUCCGGGAAGCCUAUGGACCUUAUCAGAACAAUGCGAUCCACGAUUGAGAAGGCCGGCUUUGUCGACAUUCACGACAAACAAGUCAAGUGGCCUAUUGGGCCAUGGCCUAAGGACAAAACAAUGAAAGAGCUUGGAUCAGUCAACCUCCACCACUGGCUGACUGGUAUGGAGGGAUAUACGAUGUAUCUAAUGACUAAGUUUGGGAGCCCGACCCCGUGGCGUCCAGAGGAGGUGCAAGUCUACAACGCAAGGAUAAGAAAGGAAUUGCUGAAUCCUCGUCACCACACCUAUCAGCGUGCGAGAAGAGUCUGGGCUAGAAAACCAUUGGUGGAACCGAAGAUUGAGCAGCAUGACUAG